CGUCCGGUGGCGGCGGGGCCGAUGGCGGAGCCAGCGCAGGGCACGGAGCCGCUGUGGCGAACGCCUCCGGGCCGCCUGGCCCCGCCGCACGUCUACCGCAUGGCGGAGGCGUUGGGCGCCGAACUGCGCCGUCUCUCGGGCCGCUUUGGACCCGACGCCGUGGCCGGAUUGGUGCCGCCGGUUGUGCGGUUGCUGGAGCUGUUGGAGGCGUUGGUGGCACCGGUGGGCUCCGAGGGUGAGGCGCUGCUGGCCGAGCAGCAGGAUGCGGAGGACCUGGAGCAGAGGCUGUGGGAGGCCGAGCGCCGGGAGCGAGCCCUGCGAGGCCGCCUGGCCCAGCUGGAGGAGCAGAACCAGCAGCUCCUGGGGCAGCUGGCAGAGAGCCACCACCAGGAAGACAGCACGGUGCGGAAGGAACGAGAGGUGAUGCUGCGGCUGAAGGAGGUGGUGGACAAGCAGAGGGAUGAGCUUCGUGCCCAGGCUCAUGAGAUCGUCUGCAAGAGCCGAGACACGGAGGCGCUGCAGGAGCAGCUGCACCGCUUCAUGUCCAUGAACGAGGAGCUGCGGCACAAAGUGGCCGUGGUGCAGGCGCAGCUCAAGAGCACUCUGGAGAAGAAGUCGGACCUGGAGGCCGCUGUGCUGCAAACCCAGAGGGAAAUGAGCAGGAGGAGCAGGGCUGCCCCCGAGGCACCGCUGCCACAGCCCAGCCAGGAAGAAGCAGCACCGCUGCCUGCGGAGGAGCCGCAGUGCCAGGAUGCGAGCAGGAGCCCGGCUCAGUGCUGCUUCUCCAUGGAAGAGCUGCAGCAGAUCCUGCAGGAGCGGAACGAGCUGAAGACCAACCUGUUCCUGGUGCAGGAGGAGUUGGCCUAUUACCAGCGGGAGCUGCUGAAUGAAGAGAGAAUCCCCAGCUUCUUCCUGGACGCGAUGAAGUCGACAAUCAAAAAGCAGAGAAGAAAAAUCAGAGCCAAGAUGCUGGGGACAGCAGAGGAGUCAGCAAGUAGCGACGAAGAGGAAGGCUCCUGGCUCCCGGCUCGAGGUGCAGACUGUGUGGAUGCUCCGCCUCCAGAAUCCAAAAUCAGGAGCUUCUUUGGGUUAUGGUAUCAGGGCAGCAGCAAAGACCCCCCCGUGCCCAGCUGCUCCGGAGCCUGGGAAAUCAUCGACUCACUGGACACACAGCAGGAGCAGGUGGGAGAGCACAAACCAGACCGAGGCGCACCAGCACUCUGACCCUGUUGGAUCUGACCGUGGCAUCACCGGGAGCCAAAGAGCACAGUGUGGUGCAUGGCUGGGAUGCUCAGCUGGCACAGAGCAGCUCGGCACCUCUGGGCACCUUGCCCCAUCC
This is a messenger RNA of Lagopus muta (rock ptarmigan), 1339 nucleotides long. It is a transcript of the gene RILP, whose product is annotated as Rab interacting lysosomal protein. The coding region runs from base 22 to 1224 and encodes 400 amino acids. NCBI's taxonomy places the organism in Eukaryota, Metazoa, Chordata, Aves, Galliformes, Phasianidae. The record is from RefSeq and is a predicted model, not a curated record. Gene Ontology annotation, molecular function: protein dimerization activity. Gene Ontology annotation, biological process: cilium assembly. The transcript is spliced from 8 exons. Gene Ontology annotation, cellular component: cytoplasm; ciliary basal body.